This is a messenger RNA of Numida meleagris (helmeted guineafowl), 2421 nucleotides long. Its product is annotated as interleukin-1 receptor accessory protein-like 1. The coding region runs from base 1 to 858 and encodes 285 amino acids. Gene Ontology annotation, biological process: negative regulation of exocytosis. The transcript is spliced from 6 exons. Lineage: Eukaryota; Metazoa; Chordata; Aves; Galliformes; Numididae. The record is from RefSeq and is a predicted model, not a curated record.
AUGGAGGAAGUGACUGAUGGAUGCACUGACUGGUCUGUGGAUUACAAGAAAUAUCAAGUUCUAGUGGGAGAACCUGUUCGUAUAAAAUGUGCGCUCUUUUAUGGAUACAUUAGAGCUAAUUACUCCCUAGCCCAAAGUGCUGGACUCAGCUUGAUGUGGUACAAAAGCUCUGGACCAGGAGAUUUUGAGGAACCUAUAGCUUUUGAUGGAACUAGAAUGAGCAAAGAAGAAGAUUCCAUUUGGUUCCGACCAACAGUGGUACAAGACAGCGGACUCUAUGCGUGUGUUAUAAGAAACUCAACUUACUGUAUGAAAGUGUCCAUUUCGCUGACGGUGGGUGAAAAUGACACUGGACUCUGCUACAAUUCAAAGAUGAAAUAUUUUGAAAAAGCUGAACUUAGCAAAAGCAAGGAAAUCUCAUGCCCUGAAAUAGAGGACUUUUUGUUUCCAUUUAGGGAGCCUGAGAUUCUGUGGUACAAGGAAUGCAAGUCAAAGACAUGGAGAUCAAGUAUUGGGUUUAUAAAGGACUCUCUUGUCAUUCGGGAAGUUAGAGAGGAUGACAUUGGAAAUUACACUUGUGAGGUAAAAUAUGGAAUCUUUGUUGUCAGAAGAACUACGGAAUUAACGGUUACAGCACCACUAACAGAUAAACCACCAAAGCUUUUACACCCAUUGGAAAGUAAGCUAACAAUUCAGGAGACGCAGUUAGACAUUUAUGUGAGUAUGAAUAGAGAGAAAUUAAUGCAUGAAGAAACCACUUUUUCACUCUUUUCCAAACUAGUGGAUGGUGGGUAUAUUUUGCCACUUCGAUCUUUUGCUGCCGUACAUCUAAUUAAGUAUCCAAAAUUAAGUGAAUGAAGUACUGUAGCUUACAGGAUAUAGAAAUUCUUCUCCUUUGUGGACUGACAGAUGGCAUCUUCUAAGAAACAAGCAGUCAUCAAUAAGUUAAACUGGACUUAUAAUUUGGUGUCAGAAUGGUAUCCUGUUGAUGGAUCUUUGAGCACGUUAACUAAAGACACAAAGGGAAACAAUAUGGUAGUUGUUUUAAUCCCGUGAAAAUAACUAAAAAACAAAAUGAGAUAAAAUAAAGAAAACCAAACUCGGGACAUUCUGCAGUACAACAUCAGGAAAAAAAAAUAGCAGAAUCCUUGCAAAUGAGGUUGGAGAGUCAGCAACUGAGAAUUUUAUGGUGCUCGGCAGCCUGUAGCUAAUAGUGGCCAUGAUAUAACUCAUCUUUGUUUCGCUAUUAAUAAAACAUUACAUUAUAAUUCAAGCUAUUCAAAUAAUGUUAUGGUGUUCUAUACACAUAUUUUCUGAAAGUAUUAUACAGUAAAGUGGUUAUAUUCCCUAAUACAGCUAUUUUUUUUUUCUGUUUCUGAAGACAUAAUUUCUGUGUUUGAUGACUCUUGAUGAUUUUACCUUUUUAUUCACCUACAGUUCUAGGAAUCAGAAAGCAAAGUGACUGCCCAAUUUUUUUUUCUGACUGAUGUUGGUUACUGAGAUAUUUUUAAUGAAAAAAAAAUGACAUCCUUUUUGGGCUUUGUCAGUGUUUCACCUAAUGUACUGUACUUAUUAAUUCAAUAAGAUUAAUUCAAUAAGAGUGUAACUGUUAAUGGCUAGAAGCUUUUUACCUAUGAUUUCAAGUAUUAAUAAUACCUUUUAUUUCUCAUAGUCCUAAGUAGAAUGAAUUAUUUGAGAAGUGCUGGGUUAUGGAAAAGACACUUUUCAGACAACUAAAUAGCUGUUGAUGAAUGUGAAAGGGUUAAUUUGAAAAUGUCACUUUCAGACUCAGGAUGGAAAGACUGACCAUAAAUAAAUAUGAAACAAAAGUACUUAACCUUAUACAUGUAGAAUAUAUUAAUUUGUUGUUUAAAAGUCUGUGACAAGUUGUAUGAGAGCUGGAGCAAGUGAAAAAAAAAUGAUAAUUCUCUGGCUCAAAUAUUGUUCCACUCAUAGAUUUAGUGCUUUGAUCCUUCUGGGUAAUGUUUGAAAGGGCUACGUUUCACUUUCAUUGUGGAAAGCUACCAUUAAUUUCAGUGGGCCUGUUCAUACCCUGCAAAAAAUGAAAAAUAUUUUAUCAUUGGAAUAAUGUUCAGGUUCAUUUAGCUAAACCUUAGACAAUUACCUGAGGCAGCAGCCUCCCACCCAUCUGAGGCCUGGGAUAAUCAUUACUUGCAGACUGAUCUAGAUGGUGACAGAAAACAAGAUAGCCCUCCACAGUGUGUUUAGGAUGGUGUGUUUGCCUUCUAUUAUGAAAAUAAACAUAUUGGCGGAAAGAGUGGCAUGGAAAAAGAAGAGCAAGGAGGCAGGAUCUUGAGGUAAUCUGGGAUUUCAUGCUGCAGGUCACCAGCUGGUGCAGUGCAAAGCUGGCACAGUCUUCUCUGCUCACAUCUCUGUACUUCUUAUCUCCCGGUCCUCCAC